AUGAAGAUUAAAAUUAUCAAAUAUAGUAAAGAUAAAGAAAUCGCAAACUCGGGCAAAUUGGAUGAUCACUUUAAAGAAUAUAAAUCUCAAUUUAAAGAUAGUGAAUAUUUGAAAUGGAUGUUUGCGACUUCAAAUAAUUUUAAAGAAUUGGAAAAAAAUUUCAUCUUUGUUGCAAUAUCUUAUGUAACAGAAAUUGAUAUGCAAGUUCCAGAAACUAUUAUUGAAGUUGAUAAACCUACCUUUUUUGAGAACUUCUUGUUGAAAGCUAAUCGUACACAAAAAGAGCAACGGUUGAAUGGAAAAACUGUUAUCUAUAAAGCAGAUUUAGAUUUAUUUACGCAAGAUAAAGAAUUAAUUGAUAAAUAUAAAGAAAUACAAAUCGGUGGAAUUGUUUCUUUUGCUCACGAAUACAAUUCUAACGAAAUAACAAAAACUGAUUGCUUUAUAUUAAAUUUUAACGGGAUCAAUAGACUCUCACUUUCUAAUAAUUCUUUGAAGAAGUUUAAUUAUCCAAAAAGACUCAUUAUUGAAUUAGAUGCUUUAUAUAAAAAUAAAUCUUGGAUGUUGCGAAUUAAAAAUUGUAUUUUUGAUCAUUAUUUUUAUGUAGAGCAAUACAGAGAAGGAAUUCAUGUUAUGCAAUUAUAUGAUCUAAGUACCAUGCAAAUACAACAGUCUUUUAACAUUUUUGAAGAAAAAAAAUACUCAAAUAAGUAUGGCAAAUCCAUAUUAGCUAUUUCAAAAAACAAGCAAAUGAUUGCUUUUUCCUCUGGAUAUGGAAAAUUGUCUCUUUAUUUAAUAGAAAAUGGUCUAGAAAUUAUUUGUAAAGAUUUUGGAGGAGAUACAAAAAUAAUAGCUUCCGAUUUUAAGGAUGAUAACCAAUUAAUGAUAAUUAUUAACAAAGCUAAACACACUGGUAUGAAACUUUUACUUUGGAAUUUAUAUACAGAUAUAUUUCAGUAUGAACAAGAAUUACCCGGAAUUGAUAUUAGUAUUUUUAAUAGUGCAAAAAUUUCUGGCAAAUACGUAUCUGUUAAUAAAUAUGGUAGAAUAUUAUCAAUAUAUGAUAGUUUACAAAAAUUAGCUAGUGAAGAAGAAAGAAAAAAAUAUUAUCACUCACCAACAAAAAUUAAAUUAUAUAGUGAUGGUGUAUGUAUAGUAGAUAAAUCAAAUGAAAUGAAAGUAUUAAAACAAGAAUAUCAUAUUGUUUAUCAUCAAGAUCUUUCAAAAAAUGAAGCACAACCUCUCAUCGAUAAUAUAGAACCAUGGUUAACUGAUGAUUAUGAAAAGAUAUUUGUAUAUCUAGACCGAAAAGAAUCAAAGCAGUUAUAUAUUGGAAAAUGUACAGUUCAAGUUUGGUGCAAAAUCGAGCAAAAAGAAAAUUUUAUUCUUAAAUAUUUUUGGGUUAAUGAAGAUAAUGAAAAUAAAUAUACAUUAGAAAUAUCAGAAUUAAACAUUUAUGAAAAUGGUUUUUCUCUUAAAUUGAAAAAUAACUUUCAGAUUAAAUGGUUUUAUAAUGAUAAAGAGGACACUAAUUUAAUCAGAUAUGCUUGCGAUGCCCUUGAAUAUCUAAAUUAUCAAAGAAAUAAAUUAAUUCGAUAUGAGAAUCAGCAUGUAUUUGAGGAAAUUAAGUAUUAUAUUUCCAUAAUUAUUUGGAGAUUUAUUACAAAUUAUCCUAACAUUUGGAAAAUUUUGGAUAUUCACUAUAAUCUUAUGGCAAAAAUUAUAAUUGGUGGCUCAAACUCUCUCAUUAAAAAUAUUCUGUUCGGCGAUGAAAAAGUAAAACAUAAAAAUUUACAUAUACCAAGAAUAACUCGAUGGAUUGAUUCUGGAAGAACCACUGAUAACAAUGAUUAUUUGACCACGGAAUAUAUUGAUAUACGUGAAUUAAGUGAUUUACAAAUAGCUAUCAAAUUAUACCUUGAAUGUAACCGUAGAAUUUUGGUUGUAACUUAUUUACUUGAAUAUUAUACAAAAAAUGCAACCAAAGAUCAUGGAUGGUUAAUUACUAUUUCAAAAGCAUUACCAGAUUUAUAUACAUAUAAAUUAGAGAAUUGUGUUAGCGAAUUAUUUUACAAAAAAUGCAUGGAAGGUAUAGAAAUAUCAAAUAUUAUUGAAUACACGGAUUUUAUGCCUGCAAAGUUACAAAUUACGUUAAAUGAAAAUAAGUUCGCAGCAUUUAAUCCAAAUUCGAAUCUCAAAACAAUAAGUGAUCCGGAAUUAAAUAUUAAAGAUUUAGGAAGUUAUUUGAAAUUGAAAUUAACAGAACUUUAUGUUAAAAUUUUUUCAAGUAAUUAUGAAAAUUAUUCUUCAACUGUAAAAAUAGUUCCUUUACAUAAUUUUACUGUUAAUGGCAUAUCUAAAAAAACUUAUGAGCAUGAAGAUAAUGCAGAAAAUAUAUCACAACUUAGUCCAUUUGUUCAAAUCAUUAGAUCAGAAAGUAAUAAUGAUAUAUUUAAUAACCCUGUAAUGGAAGCUUUUGUUUCGCAACUAUUUGUGGAAAUUACGUGGCACAUUCUGAAGCAACAGGAUAUCACUUUUAGACAUCAUGAUUGGAGAUAUUAUAUUAAUUUAUUUAAUUGUGCAGAUUUAGUAUCAACUGUCACUGCAAUUGUUGUAAUUUCAGUUUGUGUUAUUCCUUCAUUUAAUACUAAAAAUGCAUUUGCUGAUGCUAAGACUAGCCAAGCAAAAACUGUUGCAAUUUCUUUUACGAUGUUAUUACUAUGGUUUGAAUUUAUUCUAUAUCUUCGGUUGCUAUCAGAACCUGCAAAAUACAUCUAUAUCAUGUUAAAUAUUAUUAAAGAGACUUGGAUGUUUCUUUCUUUUAUGAUUCUUAUUAUCGCUGGAUUAGCACAUAGUUUUUUACUAUUAUUACAAUAUCCUGACUUUACAAAUCUUACAGAAAUUAAAUCAUCAUCUGAAGAUAACCCUGCUGAAAAUUUCAUUACUUCAUUUCUUUCAACAUACAAUUGGUUAAAUGUAACCAUUUUACAAAAUAUGUUUAUUGCUUUUAUGGGGGGUGUAUAUUCUAAAGCAUAUGCGAAAGGUCGUGUUGCUCUACUACGAUUUCGUGCAGAAUCAAUUUCUGAUUAUGAAACAUUAGAUGAAAUAUAUUUCUAUCCUCCAUCACCAGAACCAAAAUAUAUUUAUUAUAAUGGUAAAUCUAAAAGUAAUGAAGAAUGGGAAGCGAAAGUUAAAAAAUAUAGUGAAAGGAACUUAUAUGAUGAUUAUGAAGAAAAAAUAAUUGCAAGACCAUUAUCAUAUGAAGAAGAUAAUUAUUCCAGUGAUUAUACUAAUUCCGAAAAUGAAAAGAAGAAUGAUGAAACAAUUGAUGGAGAGCUUAAUAAGGUUGAUGUAAAAGGGAAGAAAAAAGAAGUUAGUACUAACAAAGUUGUUGAGAAAGGAAAGGAAGAAGAAAUUAAUCUUAAUGAGCUUAAUAAUAAGAUUAAUGAUUUUAAUAUUAAACUGAACAAGAUUGAUGAGGUUGAUAGAAAGAUUGAUCUAGUUUUAGCAUCAUUAAACAAGGUCUAG
This is a messenger RNA of Funneliformis geosporum, 3528 nucleotides long. The record is from the annotation of a GenBank genome assembly. NCBI's taxonomy places the organism in Eukaryota, Fungi, Glomeromycota, Glomeromycetes, Glomerales, Glomeraceae.